GAAUGGCAGCACCUGCCUCUGUUUGGGGUACUUAUAUGACUUUGUCUGAUAGAAAGUUAUCGGAAUGCGAGAAGGAGAUUAGUUGGCUGCAGUCAGGUUAAAUAUCAGCGGUUCUCUGGCGGAGGGUCACCGUUAGCUUCCCCGGUUAGCAUGAGCUGCGUCCCGCUGAAGAGAGUGUACAAGGAGCUGCCUGUGUGGAUAGUGGAGGACCACCACGAUGUGGUGUGUCACAUCUACCGGGCCAUUGCGUCGAGGCACCUCCCACUGAAGAACAUAAAGAUGGUUCAUUUGGACUCCCAUCCCGACCUGCUUAUCCCCGUCAACAUGUCUGCUGACACAGUCUUUGAUAAGGAGAAACUCUUCAGUGAGUUGAGUAUAGAAAACUGGAUAAUGCCCAUGGUGUACGCUGGUCAUGUGUCCUGUGUGGCGUGGCUGCAUCCGUACUGGGCCCAGCAGAUCAGAGAAGGAGAGCACAUGAUGACUGUAGGCAGAGACUCAUCCACCACCACCAUCAGGGUGACCAGCACCGACAACUACUUCCUCAGCGACGGUCUGUACGUUAGCGAGGAGCAGCUGGAGAACUCGAAACCUCUCCGACUGAACGUGGUCAAAGUCAAUCCUGUGAAACCAACUCACGGGUCACUAACAGGACUCAGCACAGAGACGGGCCCAGACGGGUGUUUUUCUAAGAGAGCCCGAACAGAGUGGAGUAACUGUGGGGAGGAGGCCAGCUGCUCACAGCUGCUCACAGCGACCACUGACACACUUCACCCAGCAGAGGGCAGCAACACCACGCAAGAACAUGGCAGCUGUGUGAGCGGCCUGACAGAUGAUGAAGACGGUGAUGAAGGGUCAACCAGCUACGUUGUUAAGAGGAUAUCUGCAUUUCUGAGCGAGACGGAGCCAUACAUCCUGGACAUCGACCUGGAUUUCUUCUCGUGUAAAAAUCCCUUCAAGGAGCUAUACACGCAGGAGGAAUAUUCCAUCCUUAAGGAGCUCUACAACUUCAGAGGACCCAGUGUGAACGCUGAAGAGGAGGAGCUUGAUGAGUGUGUCGAUCGUCGUAUACGUCAGUUGGAAGACCUGGAAGCAGCUUUUGCUGAUCUGCUGGAGGAUGAUGGAGAAGAAACGGUGACACGCUGGGCCAGCAACCCCGGCAUGGCUUCAUUAGCCCAACUGGUUUCUAGUUUGAAGGCAAGAAAUCCAAGUCCUGACUAUGAAAUGGUUCACCAGGCAGGGUUGACCUGUGACUCAGUGGAGCUUCCUCACCACAUCAGCAGCGACGAGGAGAUCGACAGACUCAUCUCAGCGGUGCAGCUGUUCCUGAAGGCUCUGCCCACUCCCACUCUGGUCACUAUGUCCAGGUCCAGUCUGGAUGAAUACUGCCCAGUGGAGCAGGUGGAUUCAGUCCAGAGCAGAGUACUGGCUGUACUGGAGGCCCUGUACGGAGCACUGGACUUACACAAGGACUAUGAAAACAGCAGCACAGACACUCCGGACUGCCAACCACAGGCCUCCUAACAGACACAUAAAGACACUUUCAGAUGUAGUUUUUUAUCAAGAAAUGAAAAAUGAAACAUCAGAUGCUGUUGUGGUGAAUUUUAAAGGAAACAUCUGUCUUAUGUCCAACAGCUGGAUCCUGUUCAGAGGAGGUUUGACAUUAUGUCUGAAUGUAAUGUUACAAUUUGGAGUGGAUGUAGUUUUUGUAGAAGGCACUGACAAUGUUUACAUACACAAACUACAUGAGUGUGAGUUUGGUUUUUUUUGGUCAACAAAUCCCAUCUAACAAGUACUGUGUGUGUGGAUCAGAGCCUGAUGUAUCUUGUUUGUUUGUGCCAUAGAGCUCCAUUGAAGCUCAUCAGUCAGCCACACUGUUGCACUUCAUGAUGUGUUCCUUCAUUAUGGGUCAGUCAACAUACAUCAACAUGCUGCCCCAAGUUUGGAUCCAUCUGCAGCUCAAGAAAGUCCCCAAUAAAGGUAUCACUAUAUUUUUAUGAGGUGUAAUAAAAGAUGUACACUUACAGUAGAAACCAAUGCAGUCAAAGUAGGAAAAACAGGAAGUGAAGAGAAGCAAACACAUUGUUGUUUUUGGUCUUUUCAUGAGCUUUUUUGAAACUAACAAAAUUAUUUCCAGGCUUAUUUUUCAACACAGAAGACCUUUAUAUGUUCUGCUUCGUUCAGGACCAGUACUGGGUUUGCACUGGUGUUGAUGCUGCAUUGAGAUGCAGUGUGUGCUGCUCUAAAUGUGUUAUGCUGCUUUGAAAGGAGGGAACUGAUAUGUUUCAUGUGUCAAAUUAGUAUUUGUGUACAAUCCUACAUUAUGAUGGCAUCAUGGUGAUAUUUAUUAAUAUAAAGCUUUGAAACCCUUAUGAAAUCGUGUAUUUAGAUAAAUGUAUGUAGCUACAGAGAACUCAAACAGAUGACACAGAAAUGUUGUACUUGAUGAGUUACUUGUUGAGGUAAAAGAUCAGAUUCAAUAUACAGUCGUUCUCAAACAUAUUCAUAGCCUCCCAUUAAAGAAGAAAAAAA
This is a messenger RNA of Stegastes partitus (bicolor damselfish), 2529 nucleotides long. It is a transcript of the gene cunh5orf22, whose product is annotated as chromosome unknown C5orf22 homolog. NCBI's taxonomy places the organism in Eukaryota, Metazoa, Chordata, Actinopteri, Pomacentridae. Bases 151 to 1521 code for a protein of 456 amino acids. The transcript is spliced from 10 exons. The record is from RefSeq and is a predicted model, not a curated record.